Closterium sp. Yama58-4 is the source of this 1380-nucleotide messenger RNA. The record is from the annotation of a GenBank genome assembly. NCBI's taxonomy places the organism in Eukaryota, Viridiplantae, Streptophyta, Zygnematophyceae, Desmidiales, Closteriaceae.
AUGGACGGCGAGGAAGGUGACGGGUUACAGAAUGUUUCUGCGAACGCGGAGGAGACCGUUAAGGACGGUCAGAGGGAGACUAUGGAAGGUCCCAAGGAGGGUAAAUCGGCGCCAAUGAAAUUCUCUCUUGGCAAGAUGAAAGGAGCGGCGAAGGUUCCGCGGAAGGUGCAGGAUAAGAAGGACGAGGAGAGCGAGCAGCGGGAGUUGAUCACCGCCGUCGAUUCCACCGGCUUGGUAGCCAAGGACGAGUCUAAGUCGAAGCGCGGGCCUAAGAUAAUCGCUCCGCUAGAAGACACGUGGAAGCCGGAGAAGCGGAUGAAGAGCGUGAAUCCGGAAAUGGAUGAGAUUAUGGGAGGUCCGGAAAAUAAAUUCGAUAUGGGUAAUGCGGGAUCGUUACCUGGAGGGGAAGGAAAAGAGGAUGGUGAUGGAGCGGACGAAUCUUCUGGAGGCGUUCGAUACGGCUUGACCGUCAGAUCUGCUCCGGAAAGGGUUGACGAUCGAGAUCAACGGCCUAUUAUGGAUCCUGAAACGCAGAAGCUGCAGGAGGAUCUGGAGCGUCUUCCAGAUGAAGCGAAUUUAGACGACUACGAGUCGAUGCCUGUAGAGGAUUUUGGAGUUGCGCUUCUAACGGGGAUGGGUUGGCAGAAAGGCAAGCCUAUUGGUCGCAACGCCAAGGGAUUGGCAGAACCCGUGGAGUUCGUUCCGAGACAGGGACGCCUGGGUCUAGGAGCUACUCCUAAGCUGCUGGAAAACAACAAGAAGCUGAUUAAGCCUGGGGAGACCCGAGGGCCCAAGCCGGACCUGGUAGCUUCAGUCGGACCAGACGGGAAGGUUCGGCAUGUGAAGCCGAUUUCGGAGAAGCUAGUGGAGAGGGUGAGGCCUGGGCCGGCCAAGGGGAAGGUGAUGAGGAUAGUUGAGGGACGGCAUGAGGGAUUGAAAGGGGAAGUACUUGAAGUGAUGGAAUUGGGAGAAGGGCAGGGGGUUCAGGUGAGGCUGGUGCUUGUGAGUAGUGAGGAGGUGAUUGUAGUGAAGGGGAAGGAGGUGGCGGAUUUGGGAUCGUGGGAGGAAGAACAGGCGAUGAAGAGGAUACGGGAUUCCGUGUCAUCAGAAGCUGGUGAAAGGAGUGGGAAUGGAGUCAGUAGCAGAGGCAACUUGGUCCAGGGAUUGAAGGAGCAGGAAAUGGAAACAGCUCUGCCGAAGAAAGGGGGUCGCGUUAUGAUUCUUUCUGGCGCGAACCGAGGGCAGGUUGGGAAACUUUUGGAAAGGAGAGGAGAGGAGGGUGUGGCUGUUGUCCAGUUGGCAGAGUCAUUUGAUUUGGAGCGACUGGCAAUGGAUGAUGUGGCAGAGUAUGUUGGGGAGUUGGGCAGCUAUGAGGGCUAA